AUGAAGACGCCUUAUCGUGUGUCUCUGACCAUUAUCUUGGUGGUCGCCCUUCUGCUGGUGAAGAAGCAUCUGAAUUCGCUCAGAUCGCAAUGGCCCGCGCACGGUCAACUGACGGCUCGCGACUCUUACGUGGUCACCAACGGCGGCGCGCAUAUUGAGCUGGUUUCGAUCUCUAAUGACCCUGUCGAUGAUGUCGUUGUCCUGUUGAAGACUGCUGAUGUCACAAGCGCUUCAGCUUGGACUGCGACUACGACUGCGACGCCCACCUCGGAACCAACGCAGCCAUCUACGCAGUCGCGGCAGUCACCUACUGUCGCUUCACCACCUGAGCCUCUCACCGACCCUAUAGAGAAUGGACAAUCGCUGGUAUUGACCAUUCCAGUACCUGCUGCUUCGCGAGCGUUUGAUAGGGAAGAACACCCGCCUCGUCCAAAGGUCACACCAAAGUCGGAUCGCGUCAUUAUAUUGGGACAGAUGUCCUAUGAAGACACGAGCUGGCUCGAAGAGCAAUUGCCGGAAUGGCAACAUGCGGUCUAUGUCGUUGAUGAUUUCGAGGCGCCCCUACAAGUCGAACGGAACAAAGGCAAAGAAAGCAGCCCAUAUCUCCGGUACAUUAUAGACAACUAUCACCGGCUUCCUCAUUACAUGGUCUUUCUGCAUGCGCAUCAAUUCGGCAGUCAUGUCGAAUUCCCCGAGCAGGACAAUGUCCUUACCGUCCAGCGUUUGCAGCUAGACUACGUUGACAAAGCCGGAUACGCGAAUCUGCGUUGUCAGUGGGAGCCGGGAUGCCCCGACGAGGUCCAACCCUUUCGACAACUGGCCGGACGCACCACUGAGCUGGCGUUUGCCGGAGCGUGGAUCCGUAUUUUCAAUAAUACCAACAUCCCUGAAGUGGUGGGCACUGCCUGCUGCGCACAGUUUGCCGUGACAAAAAGCCAGGUGCUCCAACGCCCUCGCAGCGACUACGAGGCAUAUCACCGGUGGCUCAUGGAGACGGAGCUGGACGAUGACACGAGUGGACGGGUUUUUGAGUACCUAUGGCAUAUUAUCUUCGGGCAGGAGGUCUUAAAUUGCCCGAGCAAGGAACAAUGUUACCGUGAUGUAUAUGGGAUUGAAUGGGAGGACGUAUGGUCGGGACUGGAAAUCGAGCUUCAGGAUCCAGAAGGGCAAGGUCCAAACCUAGGCGACAGUCUCGAGGAUCCGCAAAAUUUGAAUCAAGAUCCGGUCGAUAUGAAUGGGGGUCUAGACGACGUGAAUGAGAAUUCGACAGACGUGAAUCAGACUUCGGCAGACGUGAAUCAGCAUCCAACAGACAUGGAUGAUUUGGUGAAUACACAUCAAGACCUAUAUGACGGGGUUCUGCGGCAAGAAUGA
Messenger RNA from Penicillium alfredii, 1374 nucleotides. RefSeq names its product DUF3431 domain-containing protein. The transcript is spliced from 3 exons. NCBI's taxonomy places the organism in Eukaryota, Fungi, Ascomycota, Eurotiomycetes, Eurotiales, Aspergillaceae. The record is from RefSeq and is a predicted model, not a curated record. Bases 1 to 1374 code for a protein of 457 amino acids.